AUGACUGCCACCGUUCUGGUCUUCUCCAAGGUCAUUGGAACCGUGGCGCUGGGCUUCCUCACCGGCGCCGUGGGCUCCGCCUCCUACCUCUCUCUGCCCACCAUCUCCCAGCAUCUCUACUCCUCCGGCACCAAGGCUGAUGUGUGCGAUGCCCAGGAAAACCUGGACCGCCUGCUGGUGCGAUUUGGCCGCAUUGUCGGCCCCGCCUGCAUCACCGCCUGUGCCUCGCUCUGCGUCAGCUUUGCCUUUGCCACAAAGUCCGCCAGACACCCCUAUCUGCUCUACAGCGCUCUGUCGGUGCCCGUGGCGUGCGCCGUGGGCUACUUCAAGGCCCGACCUCUGGUGCGAGCCGUGCUAGAUGUCGAUGCCGACGCCGAGUCCGAGGCCUCGACUCCAGAGUCCACCGAUACGGCGGAAACCUCACAGCUGGACAACUCCGUCUACGAGAACGUGAGCCUGUCGCCCAAGGUCAAGUCCAAGGAGGACGUGAGCGAGCGGGUGGAGGACACGCUGCACCGACGGGUCAUCACCCAGAGCAUCAGCCAUCUCGGCACCGUCGGCGUUGCUGUGUCCGGUAUUUUCGGCUUUGGUUUUAUCAUCUCCACCAUUGGUAUUUAUGGAGAUAUGUACUAA
Molecule: messenger RNA, 633 nt
Organism: Yarrowia lipolytica CLIB122
Lineage: Eukaryota; Fungi; Ascomycota; Dipodascomycetes; Dipodascales
Biological process (GO): autophagy of mitochondrion
Cellular component (GO): mitochondrion
Source: RefSeq, a predicted model, not a curated record